UUGUCUGGCUAGUUAUCUGUCUUGUUAGCUUGUCAGCUAUCCGCUCUGUGACCUGCCGUGUCCUCCAACGUUUGAGACUUGACAGCCGGUCAUCUAAGGACAAGAGCCUCCAAACCAUGGUUUUCGAGGAGAAGAUGAUCACGAACGGAGAGCCCGAGGAUGAGGAGGAAGAAGAGGAGGAAGAGGAAGAUAUGGUGGAUCCUCUUGACACGAUGCGACAGAAGUGUGAAGAGACAGAGCAUUGUGUUCACACCCGGGAGCGUCUGGAGCUGUGCGAGACCAGAGUUGGGUCUCGGCCUUCGACAGCGGAGGAUUGCACGGAGGAGCUGUUUGACUUUCUCCAUGCUCGGGACCACUGUGUGUCACACAAACUGUUCCAUUCAGUCAAAUGAAGUCCUCCCAGACUGUUGCACCCCUGGCUGAUGACAUUCUUCAAAUAUAAAGAUAGCUUGGUUUUAAAAACAUCCACAUGUGGAUCUGCUGUAUGUUGUAACUUUAAAUGUAUACUGUAUCUGCCCACGAGUAUUUAAAGAGGUGGCCUGAGUCAACAUUUCAUUAAAGUGGAUGGCUUGACAACCUUA
Epinephelus fuscoguttatus (brown-marbled grouper) is the source of this 581-nucleotide messenger RNA. It is a transcript of the gene uqcrh, whose product is annotated as cytochrome b-c1 complex subunit 6, mitochondrial. Gene Ontology annotation, biological process: mitochondrial electron transport, ubiquinol to cytochrome c. NCBI's taxonomy places the organism in Eukaryota, Metazoa, Chordata, Actinopteri, Perciformes, Serranidae. The record is from RefSeq and is a predicted model, not a curated record. The coding region runs from base 117 to 392 and encodes 91 amino acids. The transcript is spliced from 4 exons.